AUGAAUAAUAUAUAAUUCACACCUGAGGAAGAUCAAUAUUUUAGGCAACUUUGGAGCAUACUUGAUCCUUAAGUAAUUAAAAGAUUUAAUUGAUUAGGGAUUUGGAAGUGUUAAUGAUAAAGAGUCUAUAACAUUUUUCAAAAAAAGUCAAUUACCAUCAGACAAACUAAAAGCUAUUUGGGUGAGGGCUGUAUAAAAUACUGAAAAAAAAUUAUACACAUCAGAAUUUUUUAUUAUGAUGAAAUUGAUAGCAUAUUGUCAAAAUGGAUUUGAAUUGACAGAUUAAUUACUGAGUGAAAAUAAAUAAGUUCGUUUACCAGUUAUAGAUGGAUUUCCACUUCCAUAAUAAGCAAUGCCAGCUCCUGGACUUGAUGCUAUUCAAUAAUAAUUUCCUUAAUCUUUUCAAAUUCCUAUGGCUCAAUAAUAUUAAACAGCUCCUGUUCUUAAUUAACAAUAUUACAAGCCACCAUUAGUUUAAGCUGCUCAAUAGGAAAUUUCAAAUCAAUUUGAUAUAAGCAAUGAACUAUAUGAAAAAUACAAUUUACAUUAUUAAUAAUAGGAUAAAAAAUAGUAAGGAUAUAUUGAAGGUGAAAAUGCAAAGGCUAUUUUUUAUAAAUCUGAAUUAUCAGCUUAAGUAUUAAAAGAAUUAUGGGCACUUGUUGAUACAAAUCAGAAAGGAUUCCUUUUUAAGAAUGAAUAUAUUGUUGCUAUUCAUUUAAUUUCUUGUUGCAGAAAAAAUAUUCCACUUCCUUUAGUUUUACCUGAAUCUCUUUAAAAAUUGAUCGCUUAAACCUAACCUCAAUCAUCUAACAUAAUAAAAGAUACAAAAGUCUCAUAUGAGAUUCCAUAAUAAAUUUCUCAAUUUCAAGAGACAAGAGUUUAAUCUGGUUAAUAGUAAUAAUAAUUAUAGAACAGUGAAUUGCAAGCAUUAAAUACAUAAUAAACAUAAUUAUAAAAUUAAUUGAAUUCAUUGAUUAUGCAAUUUUCUAAUAACUCUAAUAAUUAAGCUUAAAAAUAAUUUAUUUAAUGGAAAUAAAAUGAUGUCGAAUUUUUAAAUUAACAAAUCAAUAAUUUAUAAUAAAUUUUUAAUAGUUUGAAAGUAUAAGAAUCAGAAAUCUAAGCAGAAAUAUAAAGAUGCUAAACUUAAACCUAAAUCUAAAAAGCUCCUGUUUUAUAGUCUUAAUAAAUAGAUUAUCCAAAACAAAUUUAUUAAGGUAUGUAUAUGAAUUAACCUUAAAACUUAAAUACUAAUUUGAAUAAUUAUCCCUCUUUGUCAGUUGAUAAUACUAAUCAUGAAGUUAAUUAUUCAUUAAAAGAUGGAUAUGAAAAUUAUCAAAAUAAAAAAUCAGCCUCAGAUAUUCCAUGGUGAAG
Paramecium sonneborni is the source of this 1371-nucleotide messenger RNA. The record is from the annotation of a GenBank genome assembly. NCBI's taxonomy places the organism in Eukaryota, Ciliophora, Oligohymenophorea, Peniculida, Parameciidae.